AUGUUUGUACCUAAGGCAAACCCACGAAACCCUCGCAGACGCCCGCGUACGAGCUCCGAUGAAUCGGUAAAGCCACCCAAAGCAAAGAGACAACGCUCUGUGUUGCGACAGGCAGAAGGACCGCCCUCUGUCAGUCUGGACUAUGAGAAUGGACAAGAAACAGUGGAUUUGGCUACAUCGCUCACUCCUAAUGAGCAGGCGGGCGAAGAUGCACACCUCCCGAUUCGAGCCGUAAAGCCAACCGAAGAGCCCAGCGGCGAUCUUGAUGGAGCAAUUGUUCUGUCGAGCACAGAUUACUACACAGCAGAUCAACUUCCGGCACUGCCUGACCAAAUACGGGGGUUAGCAACAGGUAAGACUUAUAUUUGUCGUACUAUUGAAUUGGUGUAUCAAACUAACCUAUUGCGACAUAACGCAGAGCCGCUUAAGAGUUUCUUUUCAGCUAGCCAAGAUUAUGCUCUCGCCUUAACACACUCUCAUGCAAUUGUAUGGCCUUACAAUGCUCCAAACUCCGCACCACCACCCUCGCAAACAUUCACAGUCUCAAUUCCCGAAUCUUGUCGAGAUCCUCAUGGGCCUGUGCCACUUGGUAUCCUACUCUCCACUGCUACAGGUGAAUACCCCGGUCUCUUGGUGAUCAUUCCGUCGACAGGAAAGAUUAUCUACUGGGAAACAGUGUCUAGUGCUGCGACACUCGGAUUAUCUCGACAAAAGCAGAAUGGAAUUCAGGGCUUCACACCGGGUCUCUUGUCCGGUGAGUAUGCUACCGAGAUUAUGAAUUGCGAACCUUCAGGAACUGUGGCAAUAUUUUCGUCCGGACGUACAGCACAUAUCACCCUCAGAGAUUCUCAAGGAAAGCCCUCUGUUCUUGUGAAUUUCUUGAGGAGCGGCUCGAGCUCUGGAGCAGGCGGAUUUCUUGGAGGUAUUAAGAGUGUGCUGGGAGGAGGUUAUUGGAGAAAGGAGGUUAGUGCUGUGCGCGCUGGCGAGUCGCGCCAACGGGGUCAACGUGACGUGAUUAUCGCAACUUCGACGGGACUGGUGGAGAUUUGGGAUACUCACUGGAACCACGGGAAUGCAUUGAAGAAAAAGUUCGAUGUGAAGGAGGACAUCAUCGCCGCGCUUCCCAUUGCUGCCCAAGAGCCUGGAAAACCAACUGGGGAGCCAGACUUGAAAAUUAUGGAUUUCGCAUAUGUCAGCCAACCCUCUUCUGACGAUUCGGAAUCCCAUGAUACAGAUGAAUCAUGGCGUUUAUACCUGGUUGCAAGCUCAACACCCUGGCUGGAAUCUAGAAAGAUCUUUGUCAUUGAAUUAAGCUUGAGUGGCAAGGGCUCGCAGGUACUGUCCACACGCCCCGUGGAUCUCAGUAAUAUUCCAGCGAUCCAGGAAGAUUCGAAACCGAGAAUCCUUGUGCCAAAGUCCGAAAAAACUGCAUUCAUCCUCAUCAAACAAUCCCUCGUCAUCUUAUCACUCACAAGUACAGUGGAGGAAACUCCAACUUCACAGCUCCUCUCAAGUUCAAAUGAACUGCCGUUGUCAUUCCAGGACUCCAUCCAUCUUCGCACUGGCAAAGAAUACGAAGUCCUUGGAUACGGCGUAGAAGAUGUGUCUGAUGGGGAGGACUGCGAUUCUUGCGUGCUUAUGAUUCGAAAUUUUGGCGUCGUUCGCGUGAAUGUGGCACCUCACUACCCAGCGGAAAUUGAGGUGGAUGAGGGUCAGCUGAGUGCAAAGCACAAGCUCGAACAGGCAAUCUUUUUCGGAACCAUGGCAAAGAAUCCGUUAGACUUGAUUGGUGAAGGUGGCUUGGACUUUGCUGCUGCUGAAAUCGAACAAGCCUCCCUUGAAAUCUGCAGUGAUCUUCUCCGUUCAGAAUCAAGAUUUAUUCCCAACACAUCAAUAUCAAUUGAAGAAAACUUGAGAUUGAGAGCGAAAGCACUGGACGACCUUGCCCUCUUAUUGGGAAAAAAGGGCUAUCCCUUGAGUCGUCCUGCGAAGUGGGAGUUAUUAUGGGGAGCAGAGAAGCUUGCUGCUCAGAGAGCCAUGUGUACAUUGGACCAGAAGUUUCAAUCGGGAGAGGAUGGCCACUUCAUCAGUCACGUCAUUGAGUCUAUGAACGACAAGUUCAAGACUCGCUCAACCAAUCAGCAAGACCCAGCAGAUCAUCAACGCACUUGGUUCCUCCGCGACUCCUAUCAGAUGGAACAUAUUAUUCCUUGGAUCAAGAACGCAAUUAAGCCUCGUCGUGGAAACUCUUCUAAGCAGGCGCGGAAGCUAUCCGAACAGAUACUCCAGGCAAGCGAACUUCUGCUUGCGAUCAUGGAGACGGCCUACCAAUUUCGCGACAGGCAUGCCGCGUCCUACGGUCUUGGAGAUGAUUUCCUGGAAGACGGUGUUGUCGCCGACGGAUAUGAGGAUCUUCCUGAGUUCUGGACGUCUAGAGCAGUGGGUUAUGCUGAGACAGGCCACCUCCUUGACUGGGAACUAGAUAGUUGUCGGGCUUGGAUUCAACAGUCGUCGAGCGCGGAUGCGCCUGAUGGCCAAACUCUAAAAAAAAUCGCCAUUAACAGUGCCCGUCACCUUCGAGUUCUUGGUCAAAUGCAUCAAGAGCGAACUCGCUGGCUUGCUUCUCAGAAUGACCCCAAACUGGUAGACGAAGGUGUUUCUAUUGAGCAGUCGCACAUGAAGGAACGCAAAUGGCAACUAUUCAAAUUGGCAGGAAUCGGCCAUCUACAAGACGCAUUGAGUCUCGCGGAGCGAUUCCGGGAUAUGGGUGCUUUGGUCGAACUCAUAAUUGAACUACAAGACCAGGUGAAGAAUGGAUCAUCUCAGAAUACUUCAGGAGACUCAGCUACAGUGGAAACUGAAGCCGAUGUUGCACACCGAAUCUCUCAAUAUUUCGAAAAAUUUGGUGAUUCAUGGGCGGAUGCCUACUUUUCACGACAAAUCUCGAUGGGACAUCCAGGGGCCUUACUCUCUAUGCGAAAAUACCAAUCCUCUGUUACUCGCUUCCUACGAACCAACCCAGCAUACUCUAAGCUCAGUUGGAUCAAUGAUGUCAAUGGCGAGGAUGACUACGAGACUGCAGCAGUCUGCCUGGAGAAUCUGGCCAUUGAUAGUGAGAAACAGCUUUGGUGCCAUCGUGUCCAGGUCUCACUAGCAAAGCUGGGUCUACUGGCUUCAAGCGAGAACCAGCCAGCUCUGGGAAACGGGAGUGCGUUGCAAGAUAACGUCAAACGUUUAGAUAGCUACAGCGAGGUCGAUGCAGUACAGGAGCUUCUCCAGGUGUAUGUUCAGCCAGUGUUGGAAGGUGCGAUUGAUCAAAAGGCUGAAACUGAGCUGGUACUGGAUUACUUUGGAAGCCAGCUUCGCGGAGAUCGCCCUUCGUUGCAUGAGAUACUGGGCGAAACUUUCUCCGCCCUGAUUGGUGGAAAAAUUGUUGGUGUCGAUGGAUUAAUUGAUUUACUGACACUGAUGGGCUCGGUGCCGGUCUCUGAUGAGAUUGACAAUGAGCUCCGCGAACGGGAGUUCUAUCACGCCCUCCGGGUUUUAGACCAUAGUCAAUAUGCCCAGCAAGAUCAGUCAUACCUUUCAGCCUUACGAAAACUGAUUUGGCGACGGUGCAUGAUUAAGGACGAUUGGAAAGCGCGCGGGAAAGCAGCUGAAAAAUCAAAUGGGGAUGUCGAUAGUGCUGCUGAUUCAACUGCUCUCUAUACCACCCUGACAACCUGUCUAACAGAGCAUGCUGAAACAGUUUCCCCAUCUAUCUACAAACCCCUAUCCCCCACAGAGAGUUUGAUGGCAGAGUCAGAGUCAGACAUUCUGGUCUCACGCUUCCGCCCUGAACAAAGGGCGCGAGUCGCCGUUGAUUUGAAACGCGAGGAUGAUUUGCUGCGUGAUUACAUCGAGGCAGGGAAGCUUGACUUCUGGUUCCAAAAUCUGUUGUCGACCAUUGAGUCUCAGACAUCUGCCAAGAACACUGCUCAACCCGAUAAUCAAGGCUCUAUUGAUAUGUCAUUGGACUCAAAGGUACGAUUGACAUGGGUAUGA
Penicillium angulare is the source of this 4044-nucleotide messenger RNA. Its product is annotated as putative nuclear pore complex subunit Nup133. Gene Ontology annotation, biological process: poly(A)+ mRNA export from nucleus; transcription-dependent tethering of RNA polymerase II gene DNA at nuclear periphery; protein import into nucleus. The record is from RefSeq and is a predicted model, not a curated record. Gene Ontology annotation, molecular function: structural constituent of nuclear pore; protein binding. The transcript has 3 exons. Gene Ontology annotation, cellular component: nuclear pore outer ring. The coding region runs from base 1 to 4044 and encodes 1347 amino acids. Lineage: Eukaryota; Fungi; Ascomycota; Eurotiomycetes; Eurotiales; Aspergillaceae.